Messenger RNA from Monoraphidium neglectum, 540 nucleotides. RefSeq lists its product as hypothetical. NCBI's taxonomy places the organism in Eukaryota, Viridiplantae, Chlorophyta, Chlorophyceae, Sphaeropleales, Selenastraceae. Gene Ontology annotation, molecular function: DNA-binding transcription factor activity. Bases 1 to 540 code for a protein of 179 amino acids. The transcript has 2 exons. Gene Ontology annotation, biological process: regulation of DNA-templated transcription. The record is from RefSeq and is a predicted model, not a curated record.
AUGGCCAACGCUGACCGCGGUCAUCAGGUUGGCGGCCGCGGCAGCGCUGUCAAAGAGGGUGUCGGCGAAGAGGAAAGCAUCAGCGGCAGUCGCUCGCCCAAGCAGCAGGCUGUUGGGUCUCAAACCAACGAUGAGGCCACGGGCCCCAGCAGCGCGCGUGUGCGCGGCGGCGGCGGCGGGCGCAGCAGCGCACGGCGUCAGCGAACCGGCGGCAGAGGCAGAACGGGGGCCAGCGGCGGCGGCGGCGGCCCAGCAGCGGACAGCGAUGGAGGCGACGACGACGGCGCCGGCGCGUCAGGCGGGGACGGGGAUGAGCGCGUGCGGCGGCGGCGGGAGAUCAACCGCAACAGCCAGAAGCGCAUCAGGGAGCGGCGCGGCAAGGAGCUGGACGAGCUGCGGCUGGAGGCCCAGCGCCUGUCGUCCGAGAACGAGGCGCUGCUGGGUCAGGUGGAGGCGCUGACGCUGGCGCGCGCGGAGGUGCUGCGGCAGGUGCAGGACCUCACGGACAAGUGGCAGCAGAGCAUCGCGGAGAACGCGUGA